AUGUACAGAAUGGAGAUAGAAACUAUAAACACUUUAGUUAGUGGGGAGAUGUAUUAUGCAGAUUUGAGAACAAAGUUACUUCUUAAUCAGAACAAACCAGCCAUCAUCAAUAUCAAUAUAGGAACAACAUUCAAAGGAGCUAUUGAUGACAUCGAUUCGAUUGUACAAGCACUUGAAUAUUGUGGUUAUUCAAAUGACAAGUAUUACAUUCACUGUGAUGCUGCAUUGUAUGGGUUGAUUGUCUCCUUUAUCAAACAUGUAAUUACCUUCAAGAAGCCAAUUGGCAGUAUUUCAGUAUCAGGCCACAAGUUCUUGGGAUGUCCAAUACCUUUUGGCAUUCAGAUGACAAGGAAAAGUAAUGUUAAUAGCCUCUCAAAUAUUGAGUAUAUAGCCUCUGCAGAUAUGACGAUUUCUGGUAGUCGAAAUGGCUUAGCACCAAUAUUUUUAUGGUACAGUUUAAGCAUGAAAGGUUAUGUUGGAUUGUGGCAAGAUUCCAAAAUGUGCAUUGAAAAUUCCCAAUAUUUGAAAGAUCAACUUCUUAAAGAAGGAAUUAGCGUUAUGCUCAAUGAGUUCAGCACUACAGUCGUUUUUGAACGGCCUUGUGACCAUAAAUUCAUUAGUCAUUGGAAACUGUGUUACUUAAGUGGUAUCGCACAUAUUGUGGUUAUGUCAGGCAUCACAAGAGAAAUCAUAGACAGCUUUCUCAAGGAUCUAAUGCAAGAGAGGAAAAAGUGAUACCAGGAUGAAGCAACUCUACCUCCU
This is a messenger RNA of Capsicum annuum, 762 nucleotides long. Its product is annotated as histidine decarboxylase-like. The record is from RefSeq and is a predicted model, not a curated record. Bases 1 to 735 code for a protein of 244 amino acids. Gene Ontology annotation, molecular function: carbon-carbon lyase activity; pyridoxal phosphate binding. Lineage: Eukaryota; Viridiplantae; Streptophyta; Magnoliopsida; Solanales; Solanaceae. The transcript is spliced from 3 exons. Gene Ontology annotation, biological process: carboxylic acid metabolic process.